Quercus robur (English oak) is the source of this 609-nucleotide messenger RNA. RefSeq lists its product as uncharacterized. The record is from RefSeq and is a predicted model, not a curated record. The transcript has 2 exons. NCBI's taxonomy places the organism in Eukaryota, Viridiplantae, Streptophyta, Magnoliopsida, Fagales, Fagaceae. The coding region runs from base 1 to 609 and encodes 202 amino acids.
AUGGGUGAGAACUUAUCAAGCAAGGGAGCCAUUAGAGGAAGUGCAUACUUUUUGCAAACUGAGAUUGAAAGAAAUUUUAAAGGUAAUGAAGCUUCAUCCUCCAACCCAACUCAGCUUCACUCAUUCUGGAAUGGCAUUUGGUCUGGUCAAGUUCUACCCAAGAUCAAAACAUUUGUCUGGAGAGCAUGCAAUGACAGCUUACCUACUCGGACUAAGCUGCUUGAAAGGAAGUUUCUGCACUCUUUCUCUUGUGUUCUCUAUAAUGAGGAAGCUGAAACUUGUGAUCAUCUCUUUUUAGAAUGUUCAUUUGCCCAAGCCGUUUGGCUGCAAUCUCCUCUGCUGAAUGAUUACAGGUGCUAUCCGAAGAUGAAAUUCAUUGAUGCAAUGAAUGCUGCCAUCAAGAAAUUAUCUGCUCCAGUCUUUGACACUUUGUGUAUAGCUUGCUGGAUGAUUUGGAAAUGCAGGAAUAAAGCUGUUUUUAAUAACGUUGCUCCUUCUCAUCAUGAGUUAUGGUCUCGGGCAGAUCUGUACAGACUAGAGUUUGUGGAAGUGCAGCAGAAAAAUUUGCAGGAAAGCAGUUUGAAGGCAUCAAGGUGGAAUCCUCCUUAG